AUGACUGCGUCUGUGUCUCUCCGCAACGGUGAGGCGCCUGAGUCCCUCGCCUCUUCCUACAGGAGUAACGGCAGCGUGCAGAGUCCCUUGGAGUCCAGUGAUGAGAUUCCCUGCCAUCCCCUCGGGGUGAAGCCGAGUGGCAAUGCCCUGACUGCAUCCCGGGAUCUUCGCGCAGCAAUUGGAGCUUUCAAGGCUCUGCCCGACGAGGUGAUCUUGACACUGUUUGAGUACUUGGAUGCGUCGAGUUUGCUGCGUAUAGGACGCACUUGUAAGGCGCUGUAUGCGUUCACGCGAUCAGAGGAAUUAUGGAAAACACUGUUCAUUCGAGAUUCACCGAAAGAAUUCACCUGGCGGGGAACAUGGCGCUCAACUUACCUUAAUCUGCUUCCAUCCCAGGUGCCCACAUUGGACUGCUCGCAUCUUUACUCGGACGCACUGCAUCGGCCUUUCUACUGUGCGCACAUCCCAUUAGAGCCCUAUGUCACCAACAUUCCCGCCAGGAACCAGAUCACUCGCCUCAAGAACCUGUCUCCGGAAGAGUUCCAGGAAUCGUGGACAGACAAGCCGUUCAUUCUCACUGAGCCGGUUAAAGAAUGGCCCGUGUACCAGCAAUGGUCUACGGAAGUCCUCCUCGAGAAGUAUGGCGACGUCGUCUUCCGCGCUGAAGCGGUCGACUGGCCUCUGAAGACGUACGUAGAGUACAUGAAGAACAACUCCGACGAGAGUCCGCUGUACCUCUUCGACCGAAGCUUCGUCUCGAAGAUGGGUAUCAAGGUGGGACAGCCUCAUGAAGUACCGGAUGCUGCGUACUGGCCACCACCGUGCUUCGAGGAAGAUCUCUUCGCCGUGCUCGAGUCAGACCGUCCAGAUAGGCAGUGGCUCAUCAUUGGACCUGAGCGGUCGGGCAGUACAUUCCACAAGGAUCCCAACGCCACCAGCGCGUGGAACGCGGUUCUCCGCGGCUCGAAAUACUGGAUCAUGUUCCCCUCCUCAUCAAAGCUUCCACCACCUCCGGGUGUGUUUGUGUCGCCAGACCAAAGCGAAGUGACCUCUCCUCUCAGCAUUGCAGAGUGGCUGCUGGGCUUCCACGCAGAGGCGAGACGCACGCCCGGCUGCAUCGAAGGGAUCUGCGGGGAGGGCGAGAUCCUGCACGUUCCAUCCGGUUGGUGGCACUUGGUGAUCAACCUGGAGCCGGCCAUUGCCAUUACGCAGAACUUCAUCCCCCGUGCGCACCUGACGGCGGCAUUGGAUUUUCUACAGAAUAAAGCGGACCAGGUGUCUGGAUUCCGCAAGGAUAUCAAGGAUCCAUAUGCACUGUUCGUGAAAAGGAUGCGAGAAACGCAUCCAGAUCUGCUGGAUAAGGCUCUCAAGGAUAUGGAGAAGCAAAAGGAAGGGAAAAAGAGGAAGUGGGAUGAGCUUGUGCACGGCAAGAUUGAUGGCGAUGCAGACGGCGCCGCAAACGACGGCGGAGCCGGUGGAUUUAGCUUCGGAUUUGGAGAUGAUGAUGCCAGUGACAUUGAAGUCCCCUAG
Messenger RNA from Rasamsonia emersonii CBS 393.64, 1530 nucleotides. Its product is annotated as F-box and JmjC domain protein. The coding region runs from base 1 to 1530 and encodes 509 amino acids. Gene Ontology annotation, cellular component: nucleus. The record is from RefSeq and is a predicted model, not a curated record. Gene Ontology annotation, molecular function: cis-regulatory region sequence-specific DNA binding; protein binding. The transcript is spliced from 2 exons. Lineage: Eukaryota; Fungi; Ascomycota; Eurotiomycetes; Eurotiales; Trichocomaceae.